AUGUAUGUAGUGCCCAGUAUAGAGAAAUGGAUAAGUAAUAUAAAAAGAUUUAUGAAUUUGUGGCAGUUUUUGUCCAAGAAAAAUAACAAUAAAGACAAACAAAUAGAAAAAUACCAAAAAUUAACUAUCAAAUCAAAUGCCAAACAUCCAUGUCAACGUAGAAACGAAACGCAACAACCGUUGGCUACAGACGCAAACAAUAAACAACGCACGGUCUAUAAUUUGUCAAAAGAAACACUGGACGAACCUACAAUAAAACUAUUGUCGAAAGGCUUAAAUUUUGCUAUAACGCCGCAAAAAAUCCCGUACGAGGAAAUUAUCUGUAGUGUUGAGGAUUGUCUGUUUAAGAAUAAUAUCGGUAAAGAGGAUUUAGAGGCUAUACGUCAAGACAUUUCGUCCUUGUUACGUCGAAGUUCAGCGCCGAAACUAAAUCUUCCCAAAAACGAAUUUAAAGCGUUGUACAACUUACGCAACAGACCCAAGCUCACGAUUCUCCGCGCGGAUAAAGGAAAUGCUACGGUAAUAAUGGACACGUCAGAGUAUAAUUUCAAAAUACAACAACUUUUAUCGGACGUAAGUACAUACAAAAAGGUCAAAAUAGACCCUACAACUAAUACACUCAAAACAACUACUGAUUUAAUAAAGAAAUACUCCGAAAAAUUAGAUCUUGACGUGAAUUCGACAAUACCAUCAUGUGCCAAACCACCGAGGUUGUAUGGGUUACCGAAAAUAUAUAAACCAAACGCUCCACUACGUCCUAUAGAUUCAUACCAAUUUGUUAGUGAGAUUAAAGACCUACAUCUCGCUGACAAUGAAAGUAUGGUCAGUUUUGAUGUUCAGUCACUAUUCACAUGCCUACCUAUUGAAGACUGCAUCUCAAUUGUUACUAGAAAGCUAGAAGAUAACAACAUGCCUACAGAAUAUGCAGUAUUACUCAAACACUGCCUCACAUCUGGCUAUUUAUUGUGGAAAGAAGAGUUCUACAUGCAAGUAGACGGAGUGGCAAUGUGCUCACCUGUAUCUCCCGUAGUCGCCGACACAUUCAUGGAGGACUUUGAGGAGAAAGCCCUUCUUACUGCUCCUGUAAAUCCAAGAUUCUACAAGCGGUACGUAGACGAUACUUUCACAAUUUUACCAUCUGACAAAGUAACUGCAUUUUUAAACCACCUUAAUUCCAUAAACCCUAAAAUACAAUUCACAAUGGAGUUAGAGGCAAACAAUACUUUAGCUUUUCUAGAUGUUUUAGUCAUCCAAAAUCCUGAUAACACUAUUGGUCAUACUGUGUACAGAAAAAAUACCCAUACCAACCGAUAUUUAAAUGGUGAAUCUCACCAUCAUCCUUCACAGUUAGCUACCGUGGGAAAAUCUUUGUUUCAGAGAGCACGAGGGAUCUGUGACAGAAAACAUCUGGCCGCCGAGCUUCAGCACGUCGAGCAAGUACUGCAAGACAACAAGCUUCGGGUCCCGCACCUACGUCACAGUGACCGAGUGAAGCCAGCCACAGUCGAGCGUGUGCCUGCUGUACUACCUUAUGUCAGAGGAGUCACAGACAAGGUUGGCUACAUCUUGAAGCGAGCUUCCAUUAAAACAUACUUCAAGCCGCUGAAGAAGAUUGGUCAAUUUUUACCAUCCGUCAAGUGUCAUAUCCCUCUACAAGAUGCAGGAGUGUACAAGCUGGAUUGUGAAUGUGGUCUCUCGUACAUAGGACAAACAAAAAGAUCUAUUAAAACCCGCGUUAAAGAACAUAUAGCUGACGUGAAGCACCGACGUAUCGGGAAGUCUGCAGUUUAUGAACAUGUUCAGGAUCGUCCCCGUCAUUACAUUAGAUUUGAUAGACCACAAAUCCUCGCAAAAGAACACCGAUUCCUCCCAAGGAUGAUUCGCGAGGCUAUUGAAAUUAAAAAACAUCCUAAUUUCAAUAGAGAAGAUGGAUGGGUGCUGCCAUCUGCUUGGGAUCCCAUAAUUAAUAAAAUCAAAUCCAAACCCAAGUAUACCACUGCUAGACUUCAAGAUACUGUAAGCUCAUUCUGCAUAAAUCGAACCAAAAAUUAA
This is a messenger RNA of Parnassius mnemosyne (clouded apollo), 2052 nucleotides long. Lineage: Eukaryota; Metazoa; Arthropoda; Insecta; Lepidoptera; Papilionidae. The record is from the annotation of a GenBank genome assembly.